Xylaria bambusicola is the source of this 1957-nucleotide messenger RNA. RefSeq lists its product as uncharacterized. Lineage: Eukaryota; Fungi; Ascomycota; Sordariomycetes; Xylariales; Xylariaceae. The record is from RefSeq and is a predicted model, not a curated record. Bases 166 to 1821 code for a protein of 551 amino acids. The transcript is spliced from 5 exons.
GUCGGCAUUGAUCGGUCGGACGCGGCCUUCACAGCACACGGCACAGCUCUCUUUUUUAGCUCCAGCGCGAGAGAGGGGAGGGAAAGCAGAGGAGAGAUAAGACCAGGGCCGAACAACCACGACGAAUCAGGCCAUUCCCCAGCCAAAAGGGAGCAGACCGCAACGAUGGGUCUGUUUUCGCGGAAGCCCAAAACGCCCCGGCCUCUGACCAAAGACUCGGCCAGCUUUGACUCGGACAACUCGCACCACAACAGCAACAACUACAUCAGCAACAGCCAGAAGAACAGCAACGUUAAGAGCAUUCGCUCCAACACCUUCAGCUUCAAAAGCAACAGUCGCACCUCCGCCUCGAGCCUCGGUGGUCUUCAGAGCCCCUUGCCCCCCAUGACGCCGCAUCUGCCCAAGAUCAACCUCCCCAAGCCCCCAGACCCGUCGCUCGAUGCUGCGGGCUACCUGAGGAGCCUGGGCGCCGUGCGCGAGAGGAGCAAGAUUAUCACCGAGAAGGCCAUGCACAAUCAACUGCAUCACUUUGAUGUUGACCUAGCUAAAUUCCCCGAUGUUGUUCAGUUUGUCUGUCGCAUUAUCAAGCGCGACUACGAUGCCCCCUUUCACUCGAUCCCAGCCCACGGGCGUUACCAGCAUUUCGCCGUCGGUGGCCGCGACCGCAUCGCCCAUUUGCUAUCUACCUGGCCUGAUGACGCCGUUGAUAACACGGAAAGAUGUCGCCGUCUGAUCGACUUGUUCCUUGUCAGUGUACUGCUUGAUGCCGGUGCUGGCACGACGUGGAGCUUCAAGAGCGCCGAUAGCGGCAAGAUAUACCGUCGCUCAGAGGGUUUGGCUAUUGCCAGCUUAGAGAUGUUCAAGGCCGGCUUAUUUUCCAGCAACCCUAGCAACAAGUACCAAGUUGACAAGGAUGGGCUGAGGAAACUGACUACCGAGCAAUUAGCCAAGGGUUUACAAUCACGGCCCGGAAAUGAAGUGGCCGGUUUAGAGGGGCGUGCACAACUGCUUAUUAGGCUUGGUGAUGCACUGGCUGAGAAACAAGAGUUCUUCGGUGAGGAUGGGCGCCCCGGAAACAUGAUAGAUUAUCUUCUGGCGCACCCAACAACACAAGCUGCCUCAAGCCCCGUCGUCGUCCUCCCAGUCUUAUGGAACGUCCUCAUGGCUGGCCUGGCCCCGAUCUGGCCGAAUUCACGUACAGCCAUAAACGGCAUCUCUCUAGGUGACGCCUGGCCCUGCUCGUCGAUGCCCCAAGUGCAACAGCGUACAGUCUCGGGCUCACCAACCUUCUCGCCGUUCCCACAACAAUCGAGUCACGCCACCGAACCAUGGGAAUCCAUACUCCCUUUCCAUAAACUCACACAAUGGCUCACCUACUCGCUCAUGCAGCCUAUGCAGAGUAUUCUAAAUAUCCAGUUCGCGGGCACGGAGCUGCUAACCGGGCUACCUGAGUACAGAAAUGGAGGUUUGUUCGUCGAUCUCGGCGUUCUUACACUGAAGCCAGCUGAUAUGAAGCGCGGCCUCGAUAACUACAACAAUUACUGCGCCCGGACCGGUACCAAAGGUGUCGAGGUCGCACCCAUGUUCGAGCCCGGUGACGAUGUCAUUGUUGAGUGGCGUGGUGUCACCGUCGGGUUCCUCGAUAAGCUGUGUGCAGACGUCAAUGCUAUGCUUCGAGAAGAGUUGAAUGGUGGUGAGCUUACGUUGCCACAGUUAUUGGAAGCUGGAAGCUGGAAGGGUGGUCGCGAGAUCGCUGAAGUCAGCCGGCCGAAUACUAAAGAGCCACCUAUCCUCAUUGAUUCAGACGGAACCGUUUUUUAGACUCGAAAACGCAGAAGGUAUCCUUUCCGUGGUGAAAAGAAACGCCACAUAAUGUCUAUUCUCUUAUAGCCAGGGGAUGCACAUACAAGCGAGAGGAGAAUGGAACAAGGGAAGCGCGCGCAAGACAUGUGUGCCU